Molecule: messenger RNA, 543 nt
Organism: Saitoella complicata NRRL Y-17804
Lineage: Eukaryota; Fungi; Ascomycota; Saitoellomycetes; Saitoellales; Saitoellaceae
Product: cytidine deaminase-like protein
Exons: 2
Coding region: 40-543 (167 amino acids)
Molecular function (GO): diaminohydroxyphosphoribosylaminopyrimidine deaminase activity
Source: RefSeq, a predicted model, not a curated record
AACAAGUUCAUCUGAUCCCCUCCAAGGUUCCCUAUCAUCAUGCCUCUCACCGACGACGACCGUGAAUUCCUCAAAGUCGCCUACGACCAAGCCCUCCUCUCCUACCAAACAGACGGCAUACCCAUCGGCGCAGCCCUCGUCCAACACACCCCUGACGGCCCCAAACUCCUCGGCGUGGGACAUAACAAGCGCGAGCAGAAGGGAUCACCGAUUUUGCAUGGUGAGACGGAUUGUUUGCAGAAUAUUGGGAGGUUGAAGGCGGAGGUGUAUAGGGAGUGUACGAUGUAUACGACGUUGAGUCCGUGUCUCAUGUGUACGGGGAGUGUGUUGUUGUAUCGUAUUCCACGGAUCGUCAUCGGCGAGAACAAGCACUAUAUGGGAGGAGAGGCCCUGCUCAAGGAGCAUGGUGUGGAGGUCAUUGUGGCCGACGAUCCAGAAUGCACAGAGUUGUUCGAGAAAUUCGAGAAAGAGAAGCCAGAAUUGUGGAACGAGGACAUCGGAGAGCCCGACGGAAGCACGGUGCGCGAGAUCAAGAAGGCCUAA